Molecule: messenger RNA, 1058 nt
Organism: Solanum tuberosum (potato)
Lineage: Eukaryota; Viridiplantae; Streptophyta; Magnoliopsida; Solanales; Solanaceae
Exons: 5
Coding region: 150-860 (236 amino acids)
Molecular function (GO): metal ion binding
Source: RefSeq, a predicted model, not a curated record
AUCAUAAAAAAAAAAGUUAGUGCAGAAACACAAAGUGGUGACACAUUUUCUAAUUUUCUCUGAAAAUUUUCUUGAUCGUACCACUAAUCCCAAUCUUCAAGGACAUUCGCAACCCCAAAACCCCAUUUUUUUGUUGUAUAAAGUUGGUUAUGGGAAAGAGAAAGAGAAGAGCUGACCUCAACAAGACUCCUCCUCCUGCAGACCUGAUGCCACCCUCACCCGGAAUGGAUGCAUUGUCGAAACAGAAGUUCUCUCAUCAAGUCGACAGCAGUGGAAUAAAGUCUUUUUUAACCAUUGCGGGGGAUAUCAUGGAUGGUCCUGUGAAGGUAACACAAGGCCAACAAUCAUCUAUUGUUCACCGUCGAAAUAUUGACCUUCUAAAGUCUCUGAGGCAUCCGCGUCACUAUGGCCGUCAUUAUUCUCGACGAAGGUCUGCUAGUAAUGCUGAGGCAUCAGCUUCCCAUGGUGGUUAUACACCUUCUUAUGAUGAGAAGUGGUCUUUAAAGAUGGCAAGCAAAUGCUCUACAGAUUCUGGACAUGACACAGAUAAUAGGCAAAAAACAGUUCACAGAACAGAAGGUGUUCCGUCUAGUUCAUUGGCAACGAGGGUGAUGUCAUCCGAUGCAGGGAAACUCUUUUGUGUAUUAUGCAACAAGUUUUUGAAGAAGGAACCCUACAUUGUCCUUGAAAACAGUUUGCCUAUAGGCGAGACGUCUAUAGUGGCAGUCUUAGCUUGUGGUCAUCUUUACCAUGCUGAUUGUUUGGAACAGAGAACGAACCGUGAAGAUAGACAGGAUCCGCCCUGUCCAAUUUGUCUCGGCUUGGUUUCUCACGUCGAUGCAUCAGUAGAACUGGAUUGAGUCGUAGGUCAGCUUCUUUACCUGGAUACUGAUCAUCUUUUUGGAGAUUAGAAUCAUCUAGGGAGAUACAAUCUUGUACAUGAUUUUGAAUGUUUUUUUUUGUAUCUUCAAAUAUUGUAUAGUAAGAAGUUGAAAAAUGAUAAAUGGGAAUCAUGUAUGGUAACUUUUUAAAUGUUGUAUGAUACUGUGGUUAGUUCA